AUGGACGAGCAUGUAUUACCUACCACAGCAACAGCAGCUACAUCUACAUCGGCUAUCUCAUCACGAGAAGUAGAGCCUCGAGAAGGGUCACAGUUUGCCAUCAUGGGAUCGGGAGCAUCUUCUUCCUCCAAUGCACAAGCCAACAACAACCACAUGGAUGAUGGAGAAUAUGAAAAUCCAACAGCCUAUCAAGGCGCUAUGGCAUUGGUCAAAUCGUCUUGGAUCAAUGUCCUCGUUGUUUUUAUUCCUCUCGGCAUCGCUAGUCAUUUCGUAUGGAACUCGACCGUGGUAUUUAUACUCAACUUUAUUGCCAUCAUUCCUCUUGCCAAAUUGCUUGGAUUCGCUACAGAAGACAUUGCUUUACGUACUGGAGAGGUUAUUGGUGGAUUACUGAAUGCAUCCUUUGGCAAUGCCGUUGAGCUCAUCGUUUCGAUCAUUGCACUAACACAAAACCUGGUGGUGGUGGUGCAAGCAUCCAUGUUGGGAUCCAUCUUGUCAAACUUGCUGCUGGUGCUUGGCAUGUGUUUCUGGUUUGGCGGCAUCCGUUAUCAGGAGCAAGUUUUUAACCAGAUUGUCGCACAAACAUCUUCAUCUCUCCUGUUCAUCGCUACGAUCUCAUUGCUUCUCCCCGCAGCAUUCUACGCUUCCGUUGGAAAAACAGAAUCAGAGGAACAGCUCACACAAGACAUUCUUCAUAUUUCUCGAGCAACCUCGGUCAUUCUCUUGGUCAUUUACUUUGCAUAUUUAUUCUUUCAGCUAAAAACACACAAGGAUCUGUUUCUUCAAACGCCAUCCGAAGCCCGAAGAGUGUCAUAUCAAACACAACGUACAUCCACAUUAACCAAUGUUGAGCGUACAAUGUAUACUGGGAAGAACACAAAGAACCAACCUGAGGAUGAUGAUGAGGAGGAAGUACCCCAAAUGCCUUUUUGGAUGUCUUGUUUAGCGUUGGUUGUCAUUACAGCUCUUGUAGCCGUUUGUGCCGAGUUCCUUGUAUCAGCCAUUGAAGAUGUUGUUGCACAAUGGCACAUUAGUGAAACCUUUGUUGGGCUCAUUCUUCUCCCCAUUGUCGGAAAUGCUGCUGAACAUGUUACUGCCGUUACCGUUGCUAUGAAGAACAAGAUGGAUCUUGCACUCGGUGUGGCAGUCGGAAGUAGCAUGCAAAUUGCAUUGCUUGUGACACCGCUUAUGGUGAUCAUUGGUUGGGGCAUGGAUGUGGAAAUGAGUCUUUUGUUUAAUGUAUUCGAGACCGCAGUGAUGUUAAUAGCCGUUGUGAUGGUCAACUACCUGAUGAUGGAUGGCAAAAGCAAUUGGCUUGAAGGUUUCAUGCUGUUCGCCCUUUACAUUGUCCUUGCAAUCUGCUUUUACUAUUACCCAGAUGCUGCAGCGUCGGAACUUGGGGAUGUGAAUCAGUAA
Lichtheimia ornata is the source of this 1416-nucleotide messenger RNA. RefSeq names its product calcium/proton exchanger. The record is from RefSeq and is a predicted model, not a curated record. Lineage: Eukaryota; Fungi; Mucoromycota; Mucoromycetes; Mucorales; Lichtheimiaceae. The transcript has 8 exons. Gene Ontology annotation, molecular function: calcium:proton antiporter activity. Gene Ontology annotation, cellular component: fungal-type vacuole membrane. The coding region runs from base 1 to 1416 and encodes 471 amino acids. Gene Ontology annotation, biological process: calcium ion transmembrane transport; intracellular calcium ion homeostasis.